This is a messenger RNA of Mytilus californianus (California mussel), 1543 nucleotides long. RefSeq lists its product as uncharacterized. The transcript is spliced from 9 exons. Bases 57 to 1175 code for a protein of 372 amino acids. NCBI's taxonomy places the organism in Eukaryota, Metazoa, Mollusca, Bivalvia, Mytilida, Mytilidae. The record is from RefSeq and is a predicted model, not a curated record.
UGUAUUAUUAAGUAGGUCCUUUAACAACGACUUUGAGUAAUACGUUCAUAUAGACCAUGCCACCAACAGUCCCUCACGGAUAUACCGGGGAAACUUUUCCGGAUUAUUUCAAUUCGAAUGCAAGACCAAAAAUUACAACUCAGAAACUGGGACAGCUCUCCGAUGAUGAAAUUAAACAAUUCUUUGAAGAUGGGUACGUCAUCGUGGAGAAAUUUUUCAAUAGGGAUGAAAUAGAUCCAUGCAGAGAUGCUGUUAAUGAACUAGUUGAAGAGUUGGCACAAAAACUGUACAACACCAAGCGCAUUAAAAGUUUAUAUCGAGAACUGGGAUUUUUUGAACGACUGACUGCCAUAGAAAAAGAUUUUCCAGGGGCCAAUAUUCUUCUUCACAAAGGAGACCAGUUAGCCCAAGCAUUUAAAGACUUGUGGAGUAAUGAACGAAUGUUAAAUGUGGUGGAACAGUUAAUUGGACCUGAAAUUGCAGGACAUCCUGUGUGGAAUUUACGAACAAAGACUCCUCAAAAUGAAGCUACAACAGUACCUUGGCACCAAGACUGUGGUUAUUUAAAUGUCGACUGUUAUAAAACACUCCAGCCAACAGCUUGGAUUCCUUUGCUUGAUACAAACGAGAAAAAUGGUUGCAUGCAGGUGGCCAACAAAGGGCACAAGAAAGGUCUUGUAGCGCCACACCAAUGUUGCUAUGGUGGCACCUGGUAUGUCAUGUUAGAAGAGAAGGAAAUGAUUAAGACAUUGGAUGUGGACGUGGAUAAAGACAUAAUAACGUGUCCAGUACCAUAUGGUGGCAUGUUAUUGUUGAACAACUUAAUACCACACAGAAGUCUUCCUAACAUGACAAAACAAAUCCGUUGGAGCUUGGAUUUGAGAUGGCAACGGCCAGACGAACCAGCAGGAUUUUAUGGAAUGAAGGAACCAUUGCUUAUGAGAACAGGAAAGGAUCCUAACUAUAAGAUUGAUUGGACUCCAUUUGAUAACGUUGAUAGACGUGAGAAGCAAAGAGAAGCAGUAAAAGAUGUCUUGCCGUUACCCGAUGAUCCUGAAUUUGACACAACCAUUCAAGGACCAUGGAUGAAAAAGUGGGACAUUGUCCAUAUGAAUCAACAUACUUCAAAGUUAACAGAGGAUGUACUUAGUUCAUGGCAUGGUCAUAAGUCUUAACAAAUCAUUAUCUUGUGACACAUUAGAUAUCAAUGUUGCUAAUUAUAAGUAUAAUAUACUACUUUAGUAUUACUGAACUGUUAGUAGACUAACAACAGAUGAGAGUUUUAAAUGCUUACUACACAUGAAAAAGUGGAUUGGUUUUUCGCAAUGCGAAUUGGGAAAUUCCUACAAUAAUAAAUUCAUAAACUUAUAUUUUCACUUUUUUUACAUUAGUUAAAGCAAUCAGUGACCUAACAUUGUAUUUCAGAAUAUAAAUUAACUGUAAUUAGAAUUAUAACACCAUACUUUUGUACGUUUUAUAAAAUGUAUUUGUUUUCUAACUAUUAUCUUUUCAUCAUAUUUAAAAUUAUUUGUUCUACAAGAAG